AUGAACCGUAAUUUGGCCCGUUGUCUCUAUUACUUCGCAUUCUACAGCGUAACUGCAGGGCUGUCUCUUGGUUAUCUCUAUUGGUACAUGUAUUUCCAGGUUCCUCUCAACUACCCAGCUCUAACAGGAAUGCAGAGCGCUCUGCAAAUGAACCCCGGAUUGACUUAUCUCCCCCAUCCGGACAUGUACAGCAGUGUUAUUGUCUUUCGACCUCGGGAGACACUGGACUACUUUAGAAUAGUGGAUGAACAGGCUGCUUUCCUACACCGAUAUCGUUACAGCUCCAUGAUGGGCAUGCUACGAGACUGUGCCUUGGAAAAUGAGUUUCAACAGGAUCAAAAUCGUCCAUGUAGGUACUACUUAGAUGCAGCAGGUCCAUGUGGUGCUCGAACACGCUUUGGAUCAGAUUUUAUAUGUAUUAUUCUCAAGAUGAAUCGCAUCUUUGGUUGGCUACCAGAUCCAGUUGACAGAAGUACGGGAGUGCUGGUAAAAUGUGCUGGUGAAACUGAAGAUGAUACAUUCAAUUUGGGAAAGAUUACCUACUAUGAUAUCGACUAUCGAUUUACCGCUACUCAAGUGCAAGUUGGAAAGGUGGGAAACGGAAGCUUCAAUAAGAUCUACUUUCCAUAUCGCAGUCAAGGUGGCUACCAGGACCCACUGGUCUUCGUGAAAUUUGACAACGUUGCAAAGCACAAGUUCAUUCGGGUGAAAUGCUGGCUUAUUGCGAAAAAUAUCAAAGUAGAUUUAGCGAGAAAUGAAGGUAGCGCACGAUUUGAAAUUCUGGUUGAGUAA
Rodentolepis nana is the source of this 792-nucleotide messenger RNA. NCBI's taxonomy places the organism in Eukaryota, Metazoa, Platyhelminthes, Cestoda, Cyclophyllidea, Hymenolepididae. The record is from the annotation of a GenBank genome assembly.